AUGUAUAUUCAACUUCUGAUUUUCUCGUGUCCUGACUGCUUUCUUUUAAGCCGAGCCAUCAUGUUCCAGCCGCCCUGCCUUCAUUUGGGUCAGCACUGCUCCCGCGACAAAGGGUCACGGUGUGCAUGUUCCCUCCACAGGAUUGAUACCUCCCUUUGCGUUGUGCCUGAACUUCGGAGUGUCUGUGCUAUAUGCCUGUGCUUUUAUUACUAUCCAGCACCUGGCUUUGACAAUUCCGAAUUUAUGCGUUUAUUGCAGAAUCUCGUUAUGCUUCCUUCGCUCGCGCUCCUCUACGUCCUGGACACGUUUGCACCGGUUUCUCGCCCUAACACAUCUUUCUAUACCUAA
Protopolystoma xenopodis is the source of this 348-nucleotide messenger RNA. The record is from the annotation of a GenBank genome assembly. NCBI's taxonomy places the organism in Eukaryota, Metazoa, Platyhelminthes, Monogenea, Polystomatidea, Polystomatidae.